GCAGUAAACCAGUUCCGGGUCACCGCUGAUGUUUUUAGAGAAUACCGCGUUGGGAAAUUGACUCGAUGCAUCGUUAUUGACGGAAACGGGACGAAGUAAUUAUAGGCAAAGAAAAUUAAAAUUGGCGGGAAGAAGAAUAAAUCACCGGCGGAAAUUGGAUGAUGGUACAUUGAAAUGGUAUAUGGGCACAGUACGGCAACGAUGGUCAUCCACAUACAGUGUACCAAGUGUUAUAUGAUGGCGAAGACGAGGCAUAUUGAUGUUGAGGACCUUCAAAAUGAUUAUCUUGACAGUUCUUUGAAAUUAGGUGAUUUAUAAGAAAAAUAUUGCUCAGAUGCACUAGUGCAGACUAUAUCUGGACUUUUCCCAUUCAUAAGCUUGUUUAUAUGGUGAACUAGGAAUUUAUUUCGUCUUCAAAAAUUGGCUACAUUACAGGUAAAUGAGACUACGCAGAACUUGAACCAAUGUUGUCUUAGGAUUGGGUAAUAGAUAAGACAUAUACGAUGGCGGAAACAAAAGUUCCAGAGGAAGUGGCUCAUGAUCCUUACAAACUGUUGUUGUAUAAAAAAGCACUGCGCAAAGGAAAAGAAAGAGAAAAUACUCUUCGCAUUAAUGUCGUAGGUAAUUUUGCGCAAGGUAAAACGUCUUUAGCAAACAGACUGAUUGGAAGGACGUGCGAAGGAGUUACAAGUACAAACGGUAUAGAAGUCAGCAGAUAUAGAUGUCAGAUAUCUGGCGAUGGAAGCUGUACUCUAAAAACAUUAGAAAAUAAAAGUCAAGAAUUUGUUAUUCGGGUUGCAACAAUUGCCCAUUCAGAAGAAAUAAGUAAAGGAUUGCAAAGGCAAGAAACAAAGAAGAAUGAUCAUUCAGUGCAAACAAAAAUCAAACAAGAAACUUCACAUCCACCAGCGCCAUCAGUCGAGAAGGAAGCUAUUGCAAGCAACGUCAAUGACACGCAAGAUAUUGUCAAGCCUUGUUUAAUUCAAACACCUGAGGUUAAAAAGAAAAAGCGUAUGGCACUGUCUUCUAAAGAGUUAGUAUCAUUUUCUGAUGUAGUAGAAAAGCCAAACGACAUUCUACCAAAAUACAUUGAUAUAUGGGACUUUGGGGGACAAUACAUAUUUUAUGCUACUCAUAUGUUGUUUCACAGUAGUAGAGCGUUAUACCUGUUGGUUUUUGACUUAACAAAACCUCUUGAUACCAUUGUGAGAGACGAAGAGUUUCCGGGAGAGACGGGAGAUAGAAAUAUGGAAUAUUUUGCGAGGUUUUGGUUAGAAUCAAUUGAUACAUACGUUGGUCCUGGUCCACAAGUUGUACUUGUUGGUACACAUAAAGACGAACUUGAGGGACAUGAUCCAUCUGGGAAAGAAUAUUUUGAAAAAGUAAGAUGCUUAGUUGAGGAUACUGAGCUGAUAAAGCAUAUCCAAAAGGAACACUUUGCUGUUGAUAAUUAUGCUAUUUCAGAUCCUGGUAUUGCAGACCUCCUUGAGUUUAUCUUAAAAAAGCAUGAAGAGCUAGCACAACCUAUCGAGGUCCCUGCACGUUGGUUACCACUAGAAAAAGCUCUAAGGACAUGGCAGACGUCGAAGAUAAUCUCAUUUCAAGAUGUAAUAGAGUUGGACAAAGAAAAUGAGUACCCUUUGCAAGAUGAAGAGCAGAUAAAACUCUUUCUUUACUAUCAUCAUGAAAAAGGCACAUUUUUCUUCUAUGAUGAAGGCAAUUUUGUUUGUCUUGACCCAAAGUACUUGAUAGAUGCUUUUAAAUGCAUUAUUACUUCAGAGCAUUUCUGCAAAGAUGACCCUGACAUUCGUCCUCUUUGGAAAACUUUGUCAAAAGAAGGCCGGCUACCGCAUCGUCUUGUUGACAAGGUGUGGUCAAACAGUGAUGCGGAUUUCAUGAAACAUAAAGGUGCCCUUCUUGGAUUUUUGAAGAAACAAAACAUUAUAGCGGAAGUAGAAGAAUACAAUGCAGAAUCUGACGAUAAUAAGCAGCAAGAAAGCUUCAUUGUUCCAAGUUUACUUAAGAAUCAUUGCUCGAAUGAAGAAAUGGAUUGUUUUCUCAAUUUGAAAACUCAGUCACAAGUUAGAUUUUCGAUGAAGUUUGAAAAACAAUCAUGUGUACAUAUGCUCUAUAGUAAAACCCUUGCUGCGGGCCUAGGUAUCUGGCCCGUAGUAUACUGUCGCAAGAAACGGUUGUUGUUUGAAAAUAUUUGUGUCUUUGAACUCGGUAGAAAUCAUGCAGGGCUUUUGGAAAAGAGGACAGACACAGAUAGUGGAACAAUAGAACUAAGAGUUAUAAAUCUUCUGCCAAAACCAGUUGAAAGUCACCUUGCUGGCGAGUUUAGACGUUUUGUUGAAUCUGUUGUUCUGUAUGAAUUUCGAAGAGUGAAUUAUCACAAGGGAGAAAAGGACAAACUGUUUUCACCUGCCUACAGAUGCAACCAUGCGGAUCAUGGCCCAAACGGAGGUAGUCGAUUAGCUCAUUUUAAAAAAGAUGUGGAUGUAUUUUGUCCAGAUAACGUCACCCAUGAAAGUUUUGACUACAAAAGGGCAAAGGAAGAAUGGUCUUCCGAAAACACAUUUGGGGAAGUGUUCCCGAAUAUGCAAUUAACAGAAAAAAUCCUCAGUAAGUUGGCUCAGUUAGCAAUUGGGAAAAACUGGCAACUACUGGGACCUGAACUUCAGAUUAACAGAGCCGAAAUCGAUCAUAUUGAAGAACAAAACAAAACCAUUGAGAUGCAAAUCUAUAAAAUGCUUCUAAAAUGGAAAGACAGAUCAGCAGACAAAGCGACGUUGGAUAUGUUAGUUGAAGCGAUAAAGAAAUGUCCAGGCGUGAGCAUUUACUGGGAUGAAAUAAAAAACAUUAGAGACAGAUAUCUAAGAGAGCAGAAAAAGCAAACAACUGAUCUAAUUCAGCCACUAUCAAACAAGACUGUUGAAGUCAAUGAGACAUUGACUUUGGAGUGUGAAAUUACUACGUCUAACGUCUUAGUCACGUGGUUCAAAGGUGAUGAACCUAUCAUAGAGGAUGGUCGUAAAACGAUAUCGUCACACAGAGGCCUUCACCAACUUGUUAUUAGAGAUGUUUCAACAGAGGAUGCUGCGAAAUACGCAUUACAAUUUGGCGAGUCUAAAACAGAAUGUAUCGUUAAAAUCGAUGACCCCUGUGGGAAUUUGAAGUUCGUUAAAGAACUUGUAGAUAUAGAGGUAGGAGACACAGAUAGCCCAGUUACAUUCACCUGCGAACUCAAUUCAAGCCAAGCCCAGGUAGAAUGGUACUUCCGUAAACAACCUUUAUAUCCGUCAAACAAGUAUGCAAUAACAGUUGAUGGAUCUGUUCAUAUGCUGACUAUUAAGGAUGUUUCAGAGCAGGAUGAAGGCAAAUACAUGGUAUUAGCAAAAGAACUUAAGUCUGAAGCUGAACUGUACAUAGAAGACACAGAAGAUGAAAGAUACCUGUUGGAACAACACAGAAAAAGACGUAAAGCACAAGAGGUUCCGUUUGAAAAAAUACUGAAUAGGCAGAUAGAUGAUAUAAAACGUCAAACUGAGAAAGCGUUACAGACUGUCAUAGAAGCGAACUGUGACCAAAGGGAAAAAGAAAAGAAAGCAUUGCCUCUUUUGUUUGAAUUCGUUGAGAUGAUCCAGAAUCGGGAUAACUUCUCUAAAGAAGAAAUCAAACAGAUGAUAGAACAAAGGAUUCGAUAUCAUGAUGACCUCUAUCUCCAGAUAGUAGACGAUUUACUUGACUGGUUUAGAGAUAGAAGAGAUAUUCCAGACGCAGAACUUGGAAUAACUGCAAAAUUAGGUUAAGAAUAUUUUAUUGCAAAUGUUACACAAGAUAUAUUCAUACACAUACAGACAGACAUAACAACACAAGCAAUAGGAUAUUGACGGAGGUAUUGAAAUACUUAUCGAGUCAACAUCCGGAAAGAUAAUAUUUACAAUACUAUGGAUUGCUGUGUAACACAUUCUUAGUUAUUCAUGAAAAGGAAAAAGCAAAAUGAAAAAUAAAAAAAGAAAAAAAAAAGAGAAAACAACAAAAUGCUCAAAAAUGGAAGGUAAAGGUGAAAUAAAAGUACUAGUACAUUGCUUUUUUAGUAUUCAGAAUGUUUUAGCAAAAUUAGGUAACCAUAAAGAUUACAGUAUGAAAUAGUGCAUAGAAAAACUAUAUUCACUAGAAUGAAAAGGGAAGGCAGAAAAUAUGUAGAGGAAAUGUUCAGCUGCCCCAAACCACUCCUAGCUUUAUAUACAUAACAGUAUUGUUGUCUGGAGAUAAUGACAGUGUAAAACAGUGUUGGGGUCAGAUCGCAAGUCAAGUAAACCGAAUCAUGUACAGCGAAACCAAAAAGUGCGAGGGGCAUCUAUAGCAGAUCAUUCGAGAUUCAAACAGAUGUAAUUCUUACUUAGAAAAGAUGCCCAACAUAACUUACAGGAAGGGAGUAGCCAGUCGUAGCAAGAUGUGUCUCCAGCCUCAUUAGGAUACCGCCAGGAGUAAUGACAAUAAACCGUAAGUGACUAACCAUUGUCAAAUGGAAACAAGUAAUACAUAUUUCUGAAGUAUCCUUUGAAUACUGCAAGACUAUUUCUAGAAGUGGUGGGGCAAAACUUAGCCAGGGCAAGCUGAGUUACUGAAUAGGCAGUGAUAAAGAAGGGGAGUAAAAAUAGAAUAAGCAGGACAUGAAAAGAAUCAAAGACUUUUAUCGUGAAUGGCACACGAAACAUCUGAUAGUAUCAAAACUAAUUCCAGUUUAGUAAAAGUAAUUUACUGAAAAAAGUGCUUUAAAGGUGCAAAAUAAAGACAAAUUAAUAGACAUAAAUCUUACAACAAGACUACACAUUUUGAAGUAUACUACUAAACAUUACGAUAGCCGUGCAAUAUUCCCUUGAAAUCAACACAUGUACAGAGAAACAAAUGAUUGUUUCUAUAUUUUCUUAGACUGAGAUGGGUGGUCAUUUUUUCCUACUUUCGUGUUUAUCACUUUUCCGUAAUCGGUCGGAAAUUCUUCGGGAUCACAUGAUUUUAAAAUUAAUUCAUACAAAUAUCCGUUUAAAGACGCGCGACAAAAUAACUGUAUUUCCAUGAUGGUAAUUAUACACGAUUUGCAUGAAAAUUAUGAGAUGUGCAAAUUUUUAGUUUCAAAUUGACAGUGACAUAUAUUAGGCCAAGACAAUGUGUUUAAUGUCUAAAAUUUUAUUGAAUUAAUGUAGCCAUGAUAUGUACAUAAAUUAUUGUAUUUGGGUAAAUUUCAAUCACAUUUUGUUUCUACAGUGUAAGAUAGUUAUUCAUUUAUAUUCUUAAAACUAUGCUGAAAAGAGAUUAACUGAAAAAGUUUGCAGACGAAGUUGUGAAAAACUUUUAUUCGGGAAGGGCCUAAAUUGUCCUCCUGAAAACUUGUAGUAUAGCUGUAUAAUACCUGUAUCAUAAGAAUGAUUUUCAUGAAGUUUUUGUGAGUUACAAAAAUGUUGAAUUCCCUGUGCUAAGUUUGUAAAAGUCACGUUAUCGUUUGGGCAUAUAAUAUAUGUUGCAUCUAUGUGUAGGUUACUAACCGAGUAGGAGGUGUUCAUGAAAUGAAAAUACCCGCGCUCGUGCGAAUCGUGACACCGAGAGCGCGUAGCGCUCGAGGUGUUACCGCACGAGCGCGGAUAUUUUCAUUUCAUGGACACCGUUCUAAGAGGUAAGUAACUGACUUACACAACGUCAUUUUAAUUUGUUAGUUUUUAUUUAUUUAUUCAUUUAUUUAUAAGUCUUUCCUUCUCCCAGUCAGAAAAUAAAUUAUAUUGGGAAUUACUUUAACUUCAGCAGGUAAAUUGAAAUACGUAAAAUGAUAUUAAAAAAGUUUAUGAAAGUUCUGCUAAUUGGCCAAUGUAAAUGCAUUUUUGUUUACCAAUUAUUUGUUGGGAGUUUUUUUUUUAUCUUUUAAUGCACAACUUCACACUUCGGUUGCAUGUUUAUAAAACAUUUUUCAUGAUAAACUUAGUUUCGGACUCUGCAUUUACGGUUUCGUCGUGGUCGUGGUCGUUAUCAUCAUCAUCAUCAUCAUCAUCAUCUAACAACAAUAAUUAAAAUGAUUAUCUUCUUCUUCUACUCCUUCCUGUUAAGUACUGAGCCGUGAAUGUAUCUUGUAGAUGAAAACAUGACGAUCGUGAUUCAAAGGUCAGAAUAUACAAUAUUUAAAAAAGAAGUAUACAUUUGUAAAUGCUACUCGACGCAGGUAUUGUCUAUUUUCCGUAAGUAUUGACCUGGCACUCACUAAUCUUCACCAGUAUUUUCGGGGGUUUCCAUUAUUUUACGAAAUUUGUAUCCUAAAAUAACCAAUAUAAAUAACCAAUGGCACGGUGGCAUAGUGGUAGCUAUCUGACUGCCACGCACGAUACCACGAGUUCAAAAUCACCUCAGACCAUUUUUUUUAAUUCAAUGUAAUGUUGUUAUUGAUGUUACUUUUACUCUUACAAUAUCUGUGUAGCAUAUUUCACGAAAUCUGAUUGUUUUCUCUUGUAGAUCUAGUAUUCAUUUUCAGGAAACGCUGGUGAGAAAUACUUGUUUGAUCCGAUAAAUAUGGCAAUAUUUCUACCGAUAAAAUUUGGGGGGGGAAAUGGUCAGUACGCAGGAGUUGAACCAAAAAUGCAGUUUAGCAGCUAAACGUCUUAUCGGCACA
Molecule: messenger RNA, 6658 nt
Organism: Mercenaria mercenaria
Lineage: Eukaryota; Metazoa; Mollusca; Bivalvia; Venerida; Veneridae
Exons: 10
Coding region: 504-3812 (1102 amino acids)
Biological process (GO): signal transduction
Molecular function (GO): protein binding
Source: RefSeq, a predicted model, not a curated record